Messenger RNA from Bufo bufo (common toad), 14922 nucleotides. RefSeq names its product ankyrin repeat domain 11 (gene ANKRD11). Gene Ontology annotation, cellular component: nucleus. The record is from RefSeq and is a predicted model, not a curated record. The transcript has 14 exons. Gene Ontology annotation, biological process: anatomical structure morphogenesis. NCBI's taxonomy places the organism in Eukaryota, Metazoa, Chordata, Amphibia, Anura, Bufonidae. Gene Ontology annotation, molecular function: protein binding. The coding region runs from base 692 to 8926 and encodes 2744 amino acids.
CUUCUCUCCCGGGGAGCGCGCCUUGAGGGAGUCAAAGGGCGCGUAGAAGCGGUUCGCGAUGCAAGCGUUUGGGGGCGCGCACGGGAGCGGCCUGUGAGGAGAAACAACCGGCACCGGGGGCUCCUCACCCCCCGUCACCACACCGAGCGACCGCAUUCUGGACUGACUGUAGCCGUGUUUUGGUCGCCGCCCGCGCUGGUUACAACAUUCGUUGACUGGGGCCUUAGGACGUUUUCGUGUCAGGACCUCGUUACCGGACUCUACCGUGCCUUCGGAGGUCAGGCGAGGUCUCUCUAAGCUCGCCCCACGCGCCUCGUUCUAUCGGUUCUCGCUGGUUUCCCAUCCCCUCCCCCCCACACUUCCACCCCGGUUACCGGAGGAGGGGAGGAGGGGGAGGUAGGCCGCGGCCCCCGCUGGGUCCAUGCGCAAGUUCGCGGCCUUCCCUCCCUCCUCCUCCUCCUCAGCACCGGCCCCAACACCGCGGGCCUCCAACCGCCAGGGAGACGGGAUUAAGGACUGAGCACAGCCCGGGGAGCAGCGCACACACACGCGAAUCUUCCUACAAGCUUGGGCAAAGACACUGGACCUUUAUAUGCGACUAGCACCUCGCGGCGGCUUUCCACUAUGGAGUCGACUGUUGAUGACGAAGCGAUAGGGGCAUAAAUGAAGGCCAAAUAAGCAAGGCAAAACGAUGCCCAAGGGUGGGUGUUCUAAAACACCACAGCCAGAAGAAUUCUCUCUCAGCUACGACAUGGUGGAAAAACAACCUGGGAAAAAGGAUAAAGAUAAAGUUUCCCUAAAUAAAACUCCAAAGUUGGAUCGAAGUGAUGGAGGGAAAGAGAAAACUACAAAAAGAAAAUUGCCUUUCUCAGUAGGGACAAAUGGAGAUCAAAAAGAUUCAGACACAGAAAAGCAGGGUCCGGAAAAGAAAAGAAUUAAGAAAGAGCCUGCCAACCGGAAGUCUGGUUUACCUUUUGGGAUUGGAAUAUCUGGAAUUCGGGCUGGAUACCCGUUAUCGGAGCGGCAGCAGGUGGCUUUGCUUAUGCAGAUGACAGCAGAAGAGUCUGCUAACAGCCCAGUUGACACAACACCAAAGCAUUCUUCUCAAUCUACAGUCGGUCAGAAGGGGACUCCUAACUCUGCCUCCAAAACCAAAGACAAAGUGAACAAGCGAAAUGAGCGGGGGGAGACCCGUUUACACAGGGCGGCCAUAAGAGGAGAUGCACGGCGUAUCAAAGAGCUCAUAAAUGAGGGCGCAGAUGUCAAUGUUAAAGACUUUGCAGGAUGGACUGCCUUGCAUGAGGCAUGUAACAGAGGGUACUACGAUGUGGGAAAACAGCUGCUCGCUGCCGGAGCCGAGGUUAACACCAAAGGGCUGGAUGAUGACACCCCCCUGCAUGACGCGUCCAAUAACGGUCACUUCAAGGUUGUGAAACUGCUGUUGCGGUAUGGAGGCAAUCCUCAUCAAAGUAACCGAAAGGGAGAGACCCCUUUAAAAGUCGCUAAUUCUCCAACAAUGGUUAAUCUCCUCCUCGGAAAGGGUACCUACACCUCCAGCGAGGAAAGCUCAACUGAAAGCUCAGAAGAGGAGGAUGCUCCUUCGUUUGCACCUUCCAGCUCCGUUGAUGGCAAUAACACGGACUCCGAGUUUGAAAAGGGCUCUAAACGCAAGGGCAAACGCCAGGAGCAGAACAAAAGCACGCCAGUGAAGGAUGAGUACGAGUUUGAUGAAGAUGACGAGCAAGACCGUGUUCCUCCAGUCGACGACAAGCAUCUGUUGAAAAAAGAAUUCCGUAAAGAGGCUAAGGCGAACAGCGCUAUUGCCGUUCCUAAAAUGGAAGUAAAAACUUAUUCUAAAAAUAUGACUGCACCAAAGAAAGCUGCUCGCCGUAUCUUGUCUGAUACAUCAGAUGAGGAGGAAAAUUCUGUCUCUACAGGGGCUACUGAAAUGCUCCUGUUGUCCGCUCACACCGUUCUGCCGAGCAAUAAAACCAGGGAGCAACCUGUGGCCAAGCAUAAAGAAAAGGGUAAAGUGAAAAAGAAGCGGAAGAAAGACACAAAAAGUAAAGAAGUUAAGUGUGGAAAGAAAAAUAACAUUUUUUGUUCUGAGAGCGAAAGCGAAAACUUGGAGAGCGAUGUGGAGAAUGAUAUGCUUUCUUUAGACAAUUCAAACAGCGUGAAAGACUCUGCCUUAGCUUUGAAGGAGACUUCUUUGUUUAGCUCUUUAUCAGCAUCUUCUGCAUCUUCUCAAGGGAGUUUAACAUCACAGAAGCACAAUGCUAAUAUCCCAGACCAGCACUCCAAGCAUUGGAGGACAGACAAUUGGAAAACUGUAUCUUCUCCAACCUGGUCAGAUGUUAGCUCGCUGUCAGAUUCCACACGGACACGGUUAACUAGUGAUUACGAUUACUCUUCCGAAGAUUCUAGUUUGGAGUCUUUGAAACAGAUUAAAAAGAAACACGAGCACAAAAAGAAAACGAACACUCAUAAUAGCAUAUACGAAAAGAACUCUUUCCAUCUUCAUGUUGAAGGUGCGAUUCCAAAAUUAGACAAAGAAGGUAAAGUAGUGAAAAAACAUAAAACGAAACAUAAACACAAAACUAAAGAAAAGGUUCAAAAUCAGGCCAGUCAGGAUGUAAAGAUUCUGAAAAGCUUUUCGUUUGACUACGAUCAAAAAUCGGAAAAGUCUUUAAAUCUAGAGGUUGACGUUCCAGAAAAACUAAAAGUAUUAAAACAUGAUCAUGAUCACCUCAGGAAAGAAGAAAAAUCCAUCCCCAAGGUUAAGGCAGAGGAAAAGGACUGGUCAUUUAGAGACGAGGGAGGCAAAGUUGCCAAAGAGGAGAAGUCAUCGAAAAAGACAAAAGAGGCUAAAGACAGUAAAAACUUCAAAGAGGACAAAGACCGGUCUGGUAAAAUGGAUCGAGAAAAAACGGUCAAGGAGAAAUCUCCCAAAGAAGACAAACCUAAAACACACAAAGAGGAAAAGAAGAAGAAAGUAAAAGAUAAGACCUCAAAAUCUGAAAAGAAGGUUGAAGUUAAAGAGGAGAAACCUUCUAAAAACGAGAAGGAGAAAGUAAAGAAGGAUAAGUCUCACAAGGAUGAAACACCUUUUGAAGAGUUUAACAACAAAAGUAAUUUUUUAGACAAUGAGGAAGCAAAGUACAGUACUUCAGAUGACCAAGGAUUAUGGAUGUCUGAAAUGUCUUCAGAUUCUUCUUAUGAUUUUAAGGGAGAAGACAGCUGGGACUCUUCCUUUGCAGAUUUUAGGGAGAUCAAAAAUGAUACAAUCCCAAAGCUUGUAGUAGAAUCUGUUAAGGAAGAAGUCAAGGAAAAAGAUUCAAAAAGCAAAGACAAGAGAGACUACGGAGAUAAACCAGAGAAGGAGGUGGCCCUUAAAAGAAAGGAUCGAGACUCUUCAGACAGAGUUUCUGACAAAAAGAAAGACCAAACAGAGUCGCACAAAGGCACCCCAUCCUAUACAGUAGAGAAAGAGAAGAAACGGAGGGAUUCUCUAGAGUGCUCAAAAAUCCGGAAAGAAAAAGAUGGAGAUUCUGUAAGAAGAGAUUCUUUGAUAAACAAAGAUAGAAGAGAUUCCAAAGUAAAACAAGAAGAGUCGUUCAAAGAAGAACUGAAUGACUAUGGUUCAGAGAACUUCUUUAAAGAGAAGUCUGAGCAAGAGUCUUUUCCCAAAAAUUCUGAGGCACGAGAGCGGCAUCAUUCUGGUAAAGAGAAGCGAGAAGCUUCUGAAAAAAAGGAGAAACCAAAAUCUGAAAAGCAUCGAGAAAAAUCUAAAGAUGCUGAGCGAGAGAAGUCUGAAAAAUCCACCGAGAAAAGUCAAAAAGAGAAGGAAGCUAGAGAUAAGAAAGAUUCAAAAGAAAAACACAAAGACAGAAAAGCCUUCUCCGAACAGAAAACCGAGAAAAAAGAGAGAACCUCUGCAUUAGAAAAAGACACUAGCGACAAGAAGGAUGAAAAGAAAGCAAGGGGGAAAAACUGGUAUAGCAUCUCUGACAUUUUUACCGAUGAAAGUGAAGAGGAAGAGCAAAGGUUUGUUCCCGGGUUCAAAAUUACUGAAGCCUAUAAUGACUUGCACAGAAUGGACAGUUAUCAUGAGAGGGAGGCUGCCAUACAAGACAAAGAUACAUCUCAGUCUGAAAAACACAGAAAAUAUUCCAGUGAAAAGCAGCAUUCUGGGGAAAAACAGAAAGACAGAGAACAGAAGGAUCGGAAAAAGGAAAAGGGUCAAGGGGAAUCUGGAAAAGAAAAAAAAGAAAAGAACACAGAAAAACACAAAGACAAAAAGGACAAGGAUUCUCUUGACAAAUACCGCAAGGAUAGGGUGUCCCUAGAUAGCAACCAAGACAAGAAUUGUAAGAUAAAAGCGCCAACUGACAAAAAGGACAAGAAGCAUCUGACAGAAGAGAAAGUCAAAACUAAACACAAAGAGAAGUCUGAUCAUUUUAAGGAGAGGAAGUUCUCAAAAGGUGAAUCUGAAAAAAGUCUGCUGGAGAAAUUGGAGGAAGAAGCUCUCAAUGACUAUAAGGAUGACUCGAAUGAUAAGAUUAGUGAAAUUUCUUCAGACAGUUUUACAGAUAGGGGCCAAGAUCCAAGUAACAUGUUUGAGACUUCUGGAUUAACCAACUUGGACACGGUGGAGGAAAAAUAUAAGGAUUCUGUGCCUUGCUUAGCUGAGAAGCUAAAAGACAAGGAGAGAAAUAGACAUUCCUCAUCAUCCUCAAAGAAAAGCCAUGAGAAAGAUAAGGUACGGAAAGACAAGUCCGAUAAAAAAUCUGAGAAAACGGACGAUACCAAGGACACUUACAGCAGGCGCGAAUCUUUGCAGUAUGAGAAAGAGGUAUCAUCAGGAGAUGCAGACUCUUUUCCAGUAUUUAGUGUUAAGACCGAGACUGAAGAGGAAUUGGACAGAAGUACGGAUUACAUGUUUACUUCAGAAAAAGAGAAGCACGAUUCUGAAAGAGAUCUUAUAAAGAAGACUGAGAAGGACAAAGUUUACAGCGUGAACACACCAGCUUUAAAAGAGAAGAAAAAGAAAGACAAGCACCGUGAGAAAAGUAAAGAUGAUAAGCACAGAGACAAACAAUUGGAGGCUUUCUUUAAGCAUCACAGUAAUGAGUUAAAAAAUACACGAGAUAAAGAACCUUCCCAAGUAAACUCAAAAGAUAAAUCUAAAGAAGACUUGGGGAAGUUUAGUGAAAACAGGCUGAAAGAGAGAUCGAAAGAGAACGCAGAGAAAGACAAAGCUGAGAAUGUCAAAAUCAUUAAUGGAAAUGAGAAGAUGACACUGAUGAAAGAAGCCAACAAGAAAGAUACCAGACCAAGAGAGAAACUUUUGGGUGACGGAGACCUUAUGAUGACCAGCUUUGAAAGGAUGCUCAGCCAGAAAGAUCUUGAAAUAGAAGAGAGGCACAAAAAGCACAAAGAAAGAAUGAAGCAAAUGGAAAAGAUGAGACAUCGAUCUGGAGAUCCAAAGUCGAAAGAGAAAAAAGCUGAAGAAUUACGCAAGCGUAGUUUGGAUCUGAGUACCAAGAAAACAUCUGUGACCGACUCCCUUCAGAAAGAAAAGAAAAGUAAAGAUUUGGCCCCUUUGAUUAUACCUGUUCCUGAAAAUAAAACUCCAGCUGUCAUUGGGAAUGAUUCUAAAGACUGGCUCAAUGGUCCCCAAAUAAAGGAAGUGCUGACAGCUUCCCCGAGACCAGAUCAAAAUCGGCCAACUGGUGUCCCAACUCCUACAUCUGUAAUCUCGUGCCCAAGCUAUGAAGAAGUGAUGCAGACACCUAGAACACCUUCCUGUAGCACCGAAGACUAUCCUGAGCUGAUGUUUGACUGUUCAGAUAGCCAGCAUACUCUACCUGUGUCUGCCAUGUCUAUGAAUGCAUGCUCCCCUACCUUCUUUGAUCGGUAUUCAUCCACAGAAACGCCAAACCAAACGCCAACUAAAUUACCUUCCUCCAUUAACCGAAGCCGCUCGGUCUCUGUUGAUGUAAGAAGAGCUGCUGAAGAGGAGUUUCCAACUUCUGAUAUAAAAAUUUUUAGGCAGCAGAGUGUUCCAGCAUCAUCUGGCUUCAGUUCACCCAUGCAGAUAAUGAUGGAAGAAAAAGUUCAACCUCUUGUAUCUACAGAGAAAUUCCCCUUUUUGUCUCCUGGUUAUUACUCACCAGGCUACCCACCUGAUGUUACUUUUGCACCUGGAGACAUUGCAAGCAUUGCUCCUUCUCCUGACCGUGUCUACUCGGGUGUACAAGCGAAAUCCUCUCCUUCAGAAAGAGAUGACUUGCUAGAGCCUUCUACGGAAAGUGCUGUUCCUCCAGACCUUGGCUUACAAUGUGAUUCUGCAGAAGCGCAACAAGCUACAGAAUCCAUUCUUCCUCGAGAACAAAGCUUUUCACCACCAGAGUCCAACUUCAUGCGGCAGGACUCUGCCUUUUUAGAAACAGAAAAUUUUAUUCCUGACAGUAAUAGUUAUACUUCUGAACCUGAGUUCAUACCACAAGAAGCAGAUUAUCUGCACCGAGAACCUGCAUAUAUUCCUCAGCAGCCAGCCUUUAUACCCCAGGAGCCAGAUUUAAUGCCCCCAGAUCCGUCCUAUAUGCCAUCAGAACAAAAUUAUGUCAUCCAUGCUGCAUCCAGUUUCCCACCCUCUGAGAAUGCUUACUUGCCCCGUGAGUCAGAUUUUCACGCUUCACAUUCAGAAACCACCUUUCUACCUCCUGAACCUGCUUUCAUCCCACCACCUUCAGAAUCUGGCUUUCUUCCUUCAGUUGAAGAAAAUACUCUUGACUCCCCUAUUUCUGAACAUAAUCUAGGUUGGGUGAGUCCAGCAAAUAGUAAUUCUGAACCUGUUAUGCCUCAGGGUCUAAUGGGAAAUUCAGAGGAACAUGGAAGCUGGUUGAUGAGAUCCGAUCUUGUAAAGUCACCUCAGAGAUUCCCAGAGUCGCCUAAACAUUUUUGCCCAUCAGAGAAAACUCUUCCUACUCCGGUUCCUUUCAUUUCACCUGACUCUCCGUACCCAGUUUCUCCUGUCUCAUACCCCUUGCCCGAAGCAGCUGCUCAGCAAUUGAAAGAGGAGGAAGAAGUAGAGCAAGUUACUCCUCAACCUGAAGAACAGGUACCAUACAUGUCCCCUACUCCUCUUCCCGCUUUUUUUGAUAACUUGAAAACUCUUCCAGAAGAACCACAAACUCUGUCAACAGAGCCCCAGGUUAACACAGACCCUCUUGCAGACACGUUGGCAUCUGUCAAAGAAAACUUAGUACAGCCCGGAGAAAUCCACCCGAAUAGUCCAGAUGAGGAGACCGAGCCAUGGUCUAAUCCAUUUUCUUCAGUAGUUGAUGACUUAGAAUUUGGGCCCUUUUCACUACCAGAACUCCCUCUUCCGGUCAAAGAUGAAAAUGACAGCGAAGCCUGUGAACAGUUGAACAUCAGUGCAGUAAGCCCAGCCCGUCCUUCUGAUGACCCUGUCGAGGGUGAGACGAUGGAAAUUCAAUCUGGUGAAAUAGAUCUUCCAAAGCCAGCAUCUCCUAAAGAACCACCCUGUACGAUGGAAGUAGAUGGCCCACCACUUCAGAUACCAGAGGAGAAGGCUGAACAUAUUGAAGAACCUGCUCUGGAAGCUCCAAAAGUAUCCCAGCCCUCAAAGCAAGUCUUUGACCCAGCAUCAUUUCCUCUUCCAUACGUACAGCUGGAACAAAUUGAGGCAAAAGUUCAGGCAAGCCUAAAUUCUUCAGAAUCAUGUGUUCAUAUCUUGCCUAAGAAACUUGAGGCAGUUGACACCAAGGUGAAUGAGAGUACACCAGUUGAAAACAUUGAUUCUGUUGUGCAACCAGAGGCCCCUCGGGUCAACCCCACGGUAGAUGUUCCAGAACAGGUGCCAAUAACAGUUGAUGUUCCCAAACCGCCUAAAGUGGAAGAGAUACCUCUACGUAUGACCCGUAACCGGGCCCAGAUGCUUGCCAACCAGAAUAAGCAAAACUCUACACCUGCGGAGAAAGAGCAUCCAGUAGUAACCACAACAACUACCCGAGGCAAGAGUAAAAUCAGCGAGGAGGAAGAGCCACAAACACACCCUCGGAAGAGAAAGCUGCAGAAACCUAACCAGCUCCAGCAGCAGAUAAUAAGCAACACCAGUCAACAAACUCGAGAGAUGAUACAGCAGACUUUGGCUGCCAUAGUGGAUGCUAUCAAGUUGGACGAGAUUGAGCCAUAUCACAGUGACAGGUCUAACCCAUACUUUGAGUAUUUGCAAAUUAGAAAGAAGAUUGAAGAGAAGAGGAAAAUCUUGUGCUAUAUCACUCCUCAAGCACCGCAGUGCUACGCUGAAUAUGUCACCUAUACUGGCUCGUAUCUACUAGACGGCAAACCGCUCAGCAAGCUUCACAUUCCAGUGAUCGCACCACCUCCAUCAUUGUCGGAUCCUCUUAAAGAACUGUUCAGGCAACAGGAAGCCGUUCGAGGGAAGCUUCGUCUGCAACACAGCAUUGAAAGAGAGAAGCUCAUAGUGUCUUGUGAACAAGAGAACCUUCGAGUUCAUUGCAGAGCAGCCAGGACGAUUGCCAAUCAGGCUGUGCCUUUCAGCGCUUGCACCAUGUUGCUAGAUUCGGAGGUGUAUAACAUGCCUCUGGAAAAUCAGGGAGAUGAAAACAAGUCAGUCAGAGAUCGAUUCAACGCUCGCCAGUUCCUGUCCUGGCUACAAGAUGUGGACGACAAGUACGACAGGAUGAAGACGUGUGUAUUAAUGAGACAGCAGCAUGAAGCAGCAGCCUUGAAUGCAGUGCAGAGGAUGGAAUGGCAGUUAAAGAUGCAGGAGUUGGACCCAACUAGCCACAAAUCCCUGUGCGUCAACGAAGUUCCCUCUUUCUAUGUGCCAAUGGUGGACGUUAACGAUGACUUUGUGCUCUUGCCAGCAUGACAAGGCGGACUCCUAAGGUUGUUAGUUUAUUAUUUUUCUUCUUCUCAACCCAAAACUGGCAAGGGCCGGCCCCUUUGGCUCAGACUUCACUUGCAUCAUUUCGCUUGCUGAUGAAUCCGCUGCUUACAAGAGGAGGAAGCAUUUUUAAAUUAAACAAAUACGGAAACCUCCGUUAGAGGAAUUGCACUUUCUUCACAGCUUAAACGCACCGCUCCUCCAGGUCGCAGGCGGAGUGGGCUACCGUGUAAGGAGCAUGCACAGGCGGAGCGACAGGGAGGGGGAGCAAGGGAUCAAGGAUGCCACGUGUGUUGCCGUUAUACACACUGCUGCGAUAUGUUCCAUUGUGCUUCAGAGACCUCGCAAAGAACCAGUGGAGAAAGGUGCAUCGGUUCACCAUGGUUAUUUUUUAUUUUUUUUCAGGCACAGUUCCAGUUGUUCAUAAACUUUAAAGGACAAGACUUUCAUUUGGUAAACCCCCCCCCUCCCCCCACCUCUCUUUUGUUCCAUCUCGUCAAUGCGACGAGAAUUAAAAUCGCCUUCAGCCGCUGACUACCUCAUGUCAGCCUUUAAAUUACUGGGCCUCCGUUGCUAAGCAGGGGCGGUCUGUUCCUUUUAAUUGUUCUUCUCCUGUCCCGUAUCCUGGCAGAUUCUGCAUGUGGUUCAUUCUGGUUUAGGAUUUCCUACCUAUGCUUGAAUCCAGCCAUACCAAGCAUGGGUGGUCCGAAAAUUUUCAUUUUGAGAGCAGAGUAUUGCUCAGUUUGUGUCACUUUUCUCCCCCCCUUCUUAACAUCUUUUAACCUUGGGCAUUUUGUUUCUCUUGUCGGAGAACUUUAACUUGAAACACUACAGAGCCAAUACUUAUAUGUAUGAAAAGACAAAAAAAAAGUAUCUGGUAAAUUAUGUACAGUUUUUAUACACAUUACCCUAUGUACUUUGCUGCCUUCUAGAUAAAUUAUUUUGCAAACACAUUACUGCACAGUUGUAAAUAACUUAUGUACUGUAACAUCACUUUCAGUUUUGUGUAAAGAAAUAAAUGACUUUAAAAGAAAAAAAAAAAUAACUUUGUAAUAUAGUUCACCGUAGGCAGCACUUCUCUGCAGAGACAUAUUCUGGGAGUGUGGUCGACAGUUGGGCCAAAAAAAAUGUUCGGUUCAGUAUUUUGCUAACUUUUUGUGUCUCCUUAUAACUUUCAUUUUGUCCAUGGAUAGCAGUUGUAGUCCGUACACACCAGGCCGGGGUAUAGACCUUGUGCCUCAAAAAGACUCUCUAUUUACAUGCUCUGUUCCUUCAAACAGCACCAGUUGUUGCUUGGACGUACAUCUUUUGGUCCACCGUUCUGUUGAAGAUCCGGUUGGGUUUCUUUUAGAUCAUCUUGGUAGUCCUAGAGGUUGCGUCUUAGCUGUGGCUGGUUAGUAUGGUGUAAGGUCUGCUUUAGCACAGGUUAGCGGUCUGUUGUGAAUGUUCGUGUAGUCCAAAAGGAGCUUUUUAUAAGCUGCAGGGGUUCUGUCAUCUGCUUUACUUAGAUGGCAUGUGUCUGACGUAGCGGAAGUCUUAGGAGCGCCAUCGUGGUUCAUUAACCACAGUAGUACUGACUCCUAUUAAAGGGGUUUUCAAGUUUUAUACUGAUGACCUAUCCUCGGGAUAGCUGAUCAGUGGGCUUCCAACACCUGCUACCCCUGCCAAUCAGCUCUUUAAAAAUGCCACGGCGAAGCAUUGCUGCCUCCUCGCAGCUUAUCAGCUUACAUUGUAUAGUGGCCAUUCUUGAUAAUUGCAGUUUAGACCCAUUCACUUGAAUGGGACAGAGCUCUAUCUUGGGACAUGUGACCGAUGAACGCGACUUCAUUGACCUAGGAAGAGACUACAGCGCCCUCCAGAGCCCUGCGGCCUCUUCUUACAGAGGUGUCGGGCGUCGGACCCCCACCAAUCAGAUACUGAUGACCUAUACUGAGAAUGGGUCAUCAGUGUUAAACACUAUGAAAACCCCUUGUAACCACCUUAUCCCAGUUUGGAGUUCAUAAUGGGGAUCGCCUCCUCUCCUCCAGAUCAUCACUGCAAAAAAUGUAGACCCUAACAGAUGUCAUUGAUUGUCUGCGGCUUGCAGGGAAGACCCAUGGAAUAUGCGGGCAAUGGAUGUGCCGCUGUACUAUAUUGGGUGUAAAAGGGUUUAGUCUACACCUCCAUAGUCAGAUGUGUUUUACUGGCUGCAACACCUAUUGAGAGAUUCUGGGCUUGAUCAGCUGUUUCUUUUCCUUUGUUCUUGUGGGUUAGGGUUUUAUAAAGUUCUACUUGCCCAGAGGCCGAUUCCAGUUGGGGCCCAGCUAUCGGGCACUGAUUUAUUUUUUUGACAUGCAUGCCCAGUGAUGGGCUAAACACGGCUUUCCUGUGGAUUUCCUGCUGUCUGAGCUGGUAUCAGUAUGCACGCUGAAGCUUUGGGAUAUCUGUGUUUUACUCCUCCCUCCUUGUGUUUCGGUAGCGCAUAGACUUCAGUCUGUCUCGUUUGCUUCUUUUCAUUUUUAUUGGUGCACAGGGUUGAGAGUUCAUUGCACAAGUUCCCCUGUAUUUAGUUAAAAAAAAAAAUGUAUAGAACAAAGAUAGAUCUGCAUUGGAGGAAGAUACCGCAUUUUUUUUGGUUGAAGGAUUAGAAUUGCUCGUUGAAGAUUGCAUUUUACUCAUUUUUCUGCUAUAAAUAAUUUUUUCAAUUGGUCUUUAUUAAAAAUGAUCAGCCGUUUCUGAGAUACAAGUGUUAAAAAUCAGUCUGUUUUAUAAGCCAUUACUUUGUUUUCUUUGAAUCCCAUAAUCUGUCGGUCUCCUGACCGCACACACUCAUUGUAGGUCAAUUCUUAUCAAACUGAUAAGAAUAUGGAUGGUUAUGAGGUCUGAGAUAAAAACUACACAUGAGCCGACAGAUGACUAGAUUCAAAGAAAACAGUGGCAGCUUACAAGCACUGAUUUUUAACACUUGUACCUCGAAAACAGCAGAACAUUUUUUUAAUAGACCAAUGGGGAAAAAAGUAUUUUUAGCCCAAAAUGAGUAAAAUGCAAUCAUUAAAAAAAAAAGCUAGACUGUGUCCAUAGCUUGUUUAUGGAGUUCUUAGAUGAGGAAUAGUAAGAGCAAUGCUACCUGUAGGGAGAGAGCAUCUUCACCGUAGAUUUAAAGAGUAAUUUAAACAAAAAACGGACAUGUAGCGAUCUGAGAAGUUUUGAUCAGUGGGGAUCCGGGGUGCUGAAACUCCCACCGAUCGCUUAAAUGAAUGGAAAGAUGUGAACGGUUUUCAAUGAGCCAGUCUUCAUCUCGUGAAGAGCCAAUGCUCGGCUGAGAACUUCUGCCCCUUCGUCUAGUGAUCGGCGGCAGUCGCAGCACCCAGACUUCCGCUUUUGUCAUAGAAGAGAAGUUAUUCUGUGUCUUCUUGUUCGUUCUCCAUUUAUAAGAAAUGUAAAUCUAAAAUGUAAUCUAGGUUGAAGAGGCUUUUUGGUAGGAUAAAACCUAUGAGCAGUUCUAUUAAAGGAUUUUUUUGGGGAUUUUAAUAUUAGAUUACCUAUCCUCGGGAUAUGUCAUCAAUAUCAGACCAACAGGGGUCCGGCACCCCCACCGAUCAGCUGGUUGAAGCGAAGGCUGCGCUCCAUGCAAACGCUGCCUUCUCUUCAUUGUUUGCCUGCUCGCCGACAUCACAGCGGUAGCAGUGUAAUUACAAGCCGUUCCAUUCACGUCUAUGGGACGGCAGCUUCUAUUACACUUGAAUACUACGGAGCCAUCCCAUAGAAGUGAAUGGGACGGCUUGUAAUUGCACUGCUCACCGCUGUGAUGGCGGCGAGCAGAUAAAAAAUGAAGAGGAAGAGAAGGCAUUGUUUGCAUGGAGCGCAGCCUUUGCUUCAACCAACUGAUCGGUGGGGGUGCUGGAUGUCAGACCCUGGUCCAUCUGAUAUUGAUGACCUACCUAUCCCAGAAAACUCCUUUAAGAUUCUCAGCAGACCCAUCCCACUGCAGGAUCACCUUCUCAUCUCGUGUCUGCGAGGGGUCUGUCGGGCACCCUUGUGAGUCCAGUAUGCGGUAGACUGAAAUACGUGUGCCAUACACAUUAAAGGGGUUGUCCACUGGGGACUUAUUUUUAGGAUUCCGCACCGUUCCACCACUCACAGGUCUCCCGCUAGGUUCAACAGACAGGAACUGACUGGAUAUGCCUGUUCAGCCAAUCACUUGCCGCUGAAGCCAGGGAUUGGCUAUGCAAUCAUUUCCUGACAUUUUCCUGCAUUUUGAGACAAGGAAGCAGAGAAGAGCCAGGAGCCGAGAAAGUGUCGGUAUAGGAGUGGCAGGGGAUCGGAGGGAUUUUUUUUUUAAUGCUUUCCCAAAAAUGAUCCCCCCUUGCAUGGUGACACGGACUUGUCUGUACUGCUAGCGCAGUGACAAACCAAAUUUGGGCUUAACAGCUGACUAACCACGGAACGUUUUGUUACUAGGGAUGCACUGCCUAACGACCAAUACGGUUGUCAGGCAGUACAUCCUUAGCAACCAGUCUGCCUCAGAUCACACAGGUCCUCAGCUAAAGAGAAUUGCUGCUGAGUAGAGAGGCACGGCAGGGUUUUUCUGUCAUUCAUUAGCAUAAAUUUUGAAUUUACAUGGGGAAAAAGUGUACCUAAACUUUCUUAAAACUUUUGACAUGCAUGGUGACUUUUCAGACCUUUGAUCGGUGGAGAGACCCUCACCGAUUGCUAGAAUGGAAGGGCAAACGUGCUCGGCCUGGUGCUGUGCCUGUUUGGUUGACUGACUCCGAUCUGAGGCUUAGGCCCCAUGCACACCACUGUUUUUAUGGUCUGCAUCCAAUCAAACUCUUGCGGAUCGAAUGCGAACCCGUUCAUUUCAGCUGGGCUGCAAAAAUGGCUGACUUCCCGCAAAAAAGUACUAUCCCCCAUUUUUGUGGAACGUGCGGAGCGCACACGGCCGGUAUCCGAAAAUGGAUACGGUCAUAUGCGCGGGGCCAUAAAGACUUUCUAUUGAGCCUGUACACCAAUCACUGAGCUCUUGGAGAAGAAGCAAGCCAGGCUGAUCACAGCCGCCAACUGAGCACUUCUACCCUUCGUUUUGGUGUUGGCAUCCAUACCCCUGCCAAUCGAAACUUGUAUCAAGUUUUCUGAAAGUUUAGUUAUGCUUCAAGAUUCUGUAAGAAGUCUGCAACACUAUCACGAGCUUAUAAGGAAUCGUUUACCAACGCAGCGCGUAUCCUCCCCUGUUUAUGUAGGUGGCAGGACCCGCUUUAAUGUGCUUAUGUUUUAGCGGAGUGUCUUUGUUGCCCUCGUAUUUUUCAUUUUUAGCCUUUACCGUUUUUGGGUUAUUUUCUUUUAAUAUUUACCAAGUUUAAACUUUUUAAAUGUUCGCCGUUUUGAGUUGUUUUUGUAUUGAAUGUCUAUUGUUGGAAAUAGGAUUCUUUUUUUAUUUUUUAUUUUUUUUGUCCUUCCCUUUUCAGAUGAAACCUUUCCAAGUUCAGGGCACGAGUCUUUCCACAAUCAAAACUGAAAAAAAAAAAAAAAAGUAGCAACUAUUAUUUAUUCUCUUCUCACCUGUGGUAUGUUGAUUCAUGUCUCAGCAGAUUGUAAAUUUCCCUCAUGUAAUGGUUCUACGAGACAUUGUACAUAUGUGUAAAUAUCGAGCUAGCAGGUCGCUCCACACCCUUUGUUACAGUUCACUUCCGUACAGUGUGUGGAUUGAUAAAGCAGCCAGAUUGCGUUCUUGGUAAAUGUAACAAUGUAAUUUUUUUUAUUCUUUUAUUUUCCACUUGUUUGUGUACAUAUUGUUUUGGCAGUGCUGGUGCUGCCUUUGCACUGCGCUGCCCUUUUUGCGGUUCAAUCAUUCAGCUGUAUACAACUUCCUGCAGAAUACAACACAGUAAAAUUUAAAAAAAAAAUGUUAUUUUCUACAAUUGCAUGUACAGAACGAAGGCCAGAAAUGCUCUUGUCCCUCAGAGAUAAUGUUCAUAAAUAAAUUAAACGAAAAAAAAUUCUAA